Messenger RNA from Myotis davidii, 2325 nucleotides. RefSeq names its product lumican (gene LUM). The record is from RefSeq and is a predicted model, not a curated record. The coding region runs from base 254 to 1273 and encodes 339 amino acids. The transcript has 3 exons. Lineage: Eukaryota; Metazoa; Chordata; Mammalia; Chiroptera; Vespertilionidae. Gene Ontology annotation, molecular function: protein binding.
UGCACUUCAUUAGAGAGCAGAGCAUUCACAUGCCACACCACCAGAUCCCACAAUGACAUAACUCCAUUCAGAGUCUGGCGUGACUGGGCUGGGUCUCCCCCCUUCAGCUCUUGUAUCACUAAGAAUCUGGCAGCCAGUUCCGCCCUGACAGAGUUCACAGCAUAUAUUGGUGGAUUCUUGUCCAUACUGCAUCUGCUUUAAGAAUUAACGAAAGCAGAGUCAAGACUGUAAGGAUUCAAAGCAUUCGCCAAAAAUGAAUCUCGGUGCAUUUACUCUGCUAUUAGCACUAAUCAGUGGUGCCAGCGGCCAAUACUAUGAUGACUACGAUUUUCCCCUAUCAAUGUAUGGGCAAUUAUCUCCAAACUGCGCCCCAGAAUGUAACUGCCCUGCAAGCUAUCCAUCGGCCAUGUACUGUGAUGAGCUGAAAUUGAAAACUGUGCCAAUGGUGCCUCCUGGAAUCAAGUACCUUUACCUGAGGCAUAACCAGAUUGACCAUAUUGAUGAAAAGGCCUUUGAAAAUGUAACCGAUCUACAGUGGCUCAUUCUAGAUCAUAACCUUCUAGAAAAUUCUAAAUUAAAAGGAGUCUUCUCUAAACUGAAACAACUGAAGAAGCUGCAUAUCAAUUACAACAACCUGACAGAAUCUGUGGGCCCACUUCCCAAAUCUCUGGAGGACCUGCAGCUUAGUCAUAACAAGAUCACAAAGCUCGGCUCUUUCGAUGGACUGGUGAACCUGACCUUCAUCCAUCUUCAGCACAACCAGCUGAAAGACAUUUCAGCUUCUUUUAAAGGCCUUAAGUCCCUUGAGUACCUUGACUUGAGCUUCAAUCAGUUGACCAAACUGCCUUCUGGUCUCCCAACAUCUCUUCUAACUCUCUACUUAGACAACAAUAAGAUCAGCAACAUCCCUGAUGAAUAUUUCAAGCGUUUUAAGGGACUGCAGUAUCUGCGUUUAUCUCAUAAUGAAUUGGCCGAUAGUGGAAUACCUGGAAAUUCUUUUAAUAUAUCAUCUCUGCUUGAGCUGGAUCUCUCCUAUAAUAAGCUGAAAAACAUACCCACUGUCAAUGAGCACCUUGAAAACUAUUACCUGGAGGUCAAUCAACUUGAAAAGCUUGAAGUAAAGAGCUUCUGUAAGAUCCUGGGACCAUUUUCCUACUCCAAAAUCAAGCAUUUGCGCUUGGAUGGCAACCGUAAUAUCACCCAAACUAGUCUGCCACCUAAUAUGUAUGAAUGUCUACGUGUAGCAAAUGAAAUCACUAUCACUAAUAAUUAAUUUCAAUUACAUUGAGGUGUAUCCUGGAGCAACAUCUUAUGCUUGUAUUUUUGUGUGUUUUUUUCAUAGUGUCCAUUUUUGCUGUUGUUUAGUACUUCCAUGAAUUUUAAAUUCUGAGAGAAAAUGUUUUGUAAACAUUUUACUACUUUUUUACAAAGAAAAGAUGAAAAGCAGGCCUAUUUCAUCACAAGCACAACACAUGCUCACACAUAUACAACAAACAAUGCGUUAAUGGUAAAUUUAGGGCUUUUUACAUCUCCUGUCAAAUGAUGUGCAAAGCCUUUUUCUGUUUGCAUGGAAGUCAGCCGAGUUUUAUAAUCUCUAAAUGUUAACUUAAUGUGCCCAAGAGUAUGGAAUACAUAAAUAUGGAAGUUCACUGUCUUUAAUCAAACGAUCUUAAUAUGCGCAAAUUUGUCCAGCUGAAAAGCAGGUAGUAAAUUUUGAGACCGAUGAUUUUGUGAAAUACUAAACAAAAUUCAUGAAGCCACAUGCAUUUAAAGCAGAAUUGUUAGUAUUAAGAAUAUAUAUAGUUACCUAGAAAAACUUUCUAGAAUUAUUUUUCACUUUAAAAUUUUAUGUAUGUUUCUUUAUUAUUUGCAUGUUAUGUUUAACAAGCUAAUAGUAAAAUAAAACAUAGCAAAUGGCAUCACUGUGUUUGACUUCUUAUAAAAUUCAUCUCUCUCAUAUAUAAAAUACAGUCAUGUACCAUACAAUGAUAUUUCAGUGAAUGAUGGAUCACAUAUACAAUGAUGGUCUCAUAAGAUUAUAACGGAGCUGAAAGUGUUCUAUAGCCUAGUGAUGUUAUAGCCAUUAAAACAUCAUAGCAGAACAUAUUACCCCUGUGUUUGAGGUGAUGUUUGUGUAAGCAAAUCUACCACAAUGCCAGUCAUAUAGAAGUAUAGACACACAAUUAUGUAUAGUACAUACUUGGUAAUUAUAAAUAUGUUAUUGGUUUAUGUAUUUAUCAUGCUAUACUUCUUAUCAUUAUUUUAGAAUGUAUUCUUUUUUACUUAUUAAACAAAAAAUUCCCUGUAAAGGAGAAUAGUAUGUUA